AUGCCACGAAGUCCCACCAAAUCUUUCUUCUACAAUCAAACCUCGGGUUCCUCAUCAUCGCCCCCUCGACCGUCACAUAGCCCUACCAAACGCAACCGGUAUCAACCGGACACCCUUCGCCUCCAACCUCUCGGAAUCGACCCUUCAGAGCUCGUCGGGAAGGUCCUCACUCGCGUGCGACGAUCGCCGAACCACCCCAACCUCACUUUGGACUUCGCCGAUAAGACCAGCUACCAGAUCCGAGUAGACGGCUACGACCCUGUGCACCGCGGAGUUCCGAAAGAGCUCGAGGUGUCUCCCAGCCUCCACGAUAUUCUGACGCCUGGCGACAUCGGCCGACUUACAAUCACCAACUGCGCCAUGAUCACCAUGACGGACAAAGCCUUCCGUCUGGACAAGGGGAAGCAACGUGACGGCGCGCGUCGAGAAGAGUUCGAGGACAGAUGGGAUCAGAACCACCUCGGCAUCGCGUUCAAGUUCGAGGAAGAGAAUAGGGACGGCGUGCCACGCUGGCACUCCGUUUGGGCGACGCUCGUGGAACACGACCAGGAGCUAGGAACUUGCGUAUUCCGGAGCUACGACGAUGUGUAUAUCGACCGGCUUGUUCGCCACCGCCACCGCAAGCGAUCUCAGAAUUGAUCAUUGAGACCAUCAUACUCGUGCAUUGGACUGAAUCCUCGGAUUAUGUGCCCUCGCCUGCUUCAUUCCCACUGCCUCCGUCACAUUGUCUCGGCUGAUAGCCC
This is a messenger RNA of Punctularia strigosozonata HHB-11173 SS5, 743 nucleotides long. RefSeq lists its product as uncharacterized. The record is from RefSeq and is a predicted model, not a curated record. NCBI's taxonomy places the organism in Eukaryota, Fungi, Basidiomycota, Agaricomycetes, Corticiales, Punctulariaceae. The transcript is spliced from 3 exons. The coding region runs from base 1 to 639 and encodes 212 amino acids.